Messenger RNA from Penicilliopsis zonata CBS 506.65, 638 nucleotides. RefSeq lists its product as hypothetical. NCBI's taxonomy places the organism in Eukaryota, Fungi, Ascomycota, Eurotiomycetes, Eurotiales, Aspergillaceae. The record is from RefSeq and is a predicted model, not a curated record. The coding region runs from base 119 to 451 and encodes 110 amino acids. The transcript has a single exon.
AAAAGACUAGCCAGCAGUGGCGGGCAGUGAGGGCAAUAAUAUUCAUAUGUAGGACUCUGGAUGCAGGUGGGAUGCGGAGAGGAGAGGACAGCGAUUACGUUCUGCCUCAGGCAAGGAUAUGUAUUCCUUAGGCACCAAAUUGGUGAUUUCUGCCUCAGGUUUCAUACCUUACCGAGAUAGGUUAGUAAUUAGCCUCAGGCACGAGUGCAGUAUCCACAAGACCCACAGCAGUCGCAUGGAUUGGCCAGGCUCGGGAGGCGGUGAGAUGAAAAUUUCGCGCCAGCCUCCCCCGUUCCGAAAAAUUUUUUUAUCUCUCAGGUGCUCUUAUCAGAGCCGUUGGUUUAUUUUUUCUCUUCAUCUCUCUCUUCUUUCCCCCAUCAUCUUCUGCAUUUUAUUGCAAUUUUCUUCAUAUCCCAUCCUGAGAUUCAGAUUUCUGGAAUCAGCUAACUGACACAGUAACGUGGGCCGUACUUGACAUAGUACACUUCAACAGACAUCUUGUGGGCUUUAUUCACAUCGAGGGCUGUGGGCUGUGGCAUACUGCAAUAUACUCUUCUGUGGGUUCUGAAUCAUAGACGGUUGCAUAUAUCCUGUCCGUCUCUGUGGGCUUAGACCUUGUCCGUUGUGGGUUUACUUGU